Messenger RNA from Mytilus trossulus (common blue mussel), 2768 nucleotides. RefSeq lists its product as uncharacterized. The record is from RefSeq and is a predicted model, not a curated record. Gene Ontology annotation, biological process: DNA catabolic process. The coding region runs from base 133 to 2652 and encodes 839 amino acids. The transcript has 8 exons. Gene Ontology annotation, molecular function: 3'-5'-DNA exonuclease activity; nucleic acid binding. Gene Ontology annotation, cellular component: cytoplasm. Lineage: Eukaryota; Metazoa; Mollusca; Bivalvia; Mytilida; Mytilidae.
CUGGGGUAAGGGGAAUAACUCGUACACAUACACUUGGUGUCAUUGAUGCGUUUUAUUACGGCCCUUAAUUUCAAGCAUCUGUGUACACAGAUCGUUUACCUUGGAUACUGUGACAGACGCUGAUUAACAACAAUGAGAGGUUUGUUCCAAUCGAAAAUAAAAUCUAAACGCUCGAACUUUUUUAAAAAUUUAAACAGGUCUAUAAACUUACAAAACACUAAUGACCAUACUUAUGUAAAACAUAAUUACAUCGAUAUCGGGGCUGAAGUGGAAGUGGAGGAUGAAAUCGAAGGAAUGGUGAUAGACAAUGAUUGGCAAGUUGGCAGACGCAUCGUAGAAUUGGGUGUCCUGGCGGAAAAGAUGUACUGUUGUAGGUGCAAUGUUCCUUUGCACCUGCAUGAUACCAUCCAUGAAAGAACAACAGGAUUUGGCAGUUAUCUCCACAUAAUGUGCACCAACCAAGAAUGCCGAACAGUGACAGAUGUGCCAACUGGAAAAGUCGGUCCAACUGGUUCAUUCAAUAUCACUGCCAAGAUAGUUAUAGGAAUGAUACAUGCUGGCCUAGGAUAUGCACAAGUAAGAAACUUUCUGACAGAGUGUAACUUGCCAGUGAUGAGUAAAUCUUGCUUCCAAAAACAUGAGAAGAAAAUUGGAAAAAUCUUUGUGUCUGCUGCUGAAGAAUCAUGUAAGAAUGCCCAACAACUGGAAAAGGAAAUUUCUGCAGAUAAGGAGUUGGAGCUUGAGGUCAGUUUUGAUGCAGGUUGGCAGAAACGGGGAUCCGGAUUUAAUUACAAUAGCUUAACAGGACAUGCUUCAAUGAUAGGAAAGCAAACAGGGAAAGUGACCUGUUAUGAUAUCAGAAGUAAAAGUUGUAAAUUUUGUGAGCAUCAUGAGGGAAAGAAAGACACAGUUCCAAGUCAUGACUGCUGUAGAAAUUGGUAUGGGUCUAGCAAGUCUAUGGAACCAGAUAUGGCUGUUUCCAUGGCACAUAAGAUGAAUGAUAAUGAAUGCCCGAUUGAUGUAAUUCAUGCUGACAAUGAUUCUACUACCAUGUUAAAACUGAAACUGGACUUUGAAAAUUUGAAGAAAAAGGACGACCAAAAUCACACUACAAAGGGAAUAACAAAAUCACUGAUUGAAUUGUCUAAAAGGCACAAGGAGCUGAAGCCAGGAGAGGUUAUUCCCUAUUUGAACCGAUGUUUCAUGUAUGCUAUAACACAGAACAGCAGUAGUGAACUUGAAAUUGAUGAGGGUCUUUCCAGAAUUGUUCCCCAUGUCUUUGGAGAUCAUGAAUUGUGUGGUGCAGUAGACUGGUGUACAUUUAAAGAUGAUCCUAUAUCUUUCAAAUAUAAAAGUCUUCCUAAUGGAAAGCCUCUGAUUAGUGAAGAUUUGAGGAGAGAUUUAGAGAAUCUUAUAGAGAAAUAUAAGAGCAAAGCAUCUUCGCUCAGAAAUUUAGGAUCCACACAGGCUAAUGAGAGCUUCAACCAUUCUGUAGCAACGAAAGCUCCAAAAUCCAAACACUAUGGUGGUUCACAAUCCCUGGCAAGUAGAGUGUCAUCAGCUGUGCUUCAAAAGAAUGAAGGUUACAAUUACUUAGAACAGAUGAAUGAAGCUGCACUUCUUUCACCUGGAGAAUAUACAAAAAGUAUUGCAAAGAAACUUGAUUCAGAAAAACUCAAGAGAAAGAUUAAGAGGCAAAGUCGUGAGUUCAAGAAAAAAAGGACUGAACUAAAGAAAAAAAGGAAUAAGAAAGAAAGGCGACUAAAUAUUCAUGAACCGGUUUCAUAUCAAUCUGAAGUUGCAACAAUAGGUUUAUCAGAUACUGAGGCUAUUACUAUACCAUCGCCAUUGAAAUUGGACGGCACAGAAUCCUUCACAUUUUUUGAUCUUGAAACCACAGGUUUAAGUAGAGUAAGUGAUAUUACUCAGAUAGCAGCUAUACAUGAUAAGAAAUUAUAUCAAUCUUAUGUUUUACCUAGAUGCGAUAUUUCAUUUGAAGCCUCAAAAGUAACCGGAAUAACCUGCUGUCUGGCUAAAAAUAAAAUGUAUGUACACGGAAAAGAAGUGGAUACUAAAUCCCAAUAUGAAUCAUUAUUAGAUUUUAUUGAAUUUUUAAAAACAAUUCCAAAUCCAAUCCUUGUUGGACAUAACAUAUGUAAUUUUGACAUGGCAAUUUUGUCAAACAAAUUGAAGGAAUUCAAUUUAUUUUCUUCAUUUUGUAAUGUUACUUCUGGAUUUCUUGACACACUUAAAUUAGCAAAAAGGAUUUUCCCCCGAAAUGAAGUAGACAAUUACAAACAAUCAACUCUUAUUUUAAAGUAUGUUGGUAUGGAAUACAGUGCACACAAUGCCACAGAAGACGUACAGUCCCUUCAACAUUUAUUUCACCAAAAAAUGAAGAAUAAUUGUAAACAUAUCGAUCUACAUAGCAUUUACUAUUGCAGUUGCAAAUCUACUUAUGACAGUUUAGUGCAAAACAAAACUGUGAGCAGAGAUACUUGUAUGAGACUUGCAAAGAAUGGAAUAUCUUUAUCCCACUUACAGAUAGCUAACAGUAGAGAUGCAAACGGAAUUAAAUUAUUGUUUCAAGAGUUCAACAUUCCUACCAAAACUGCCUCUUUAUUUGUUUCUGCUUUUGCAACUGAACAGUAAAUUUCAAUAGUCAUGACGAAAGAAGUUUUUGUUACAGGAAUGCUGUUAUCAGAUUAAUAUGCACAGAAUGUUUGAACUUGUCAUAAUGUACACCAUCAGGUUUAUAAUGUAUCAAU